Messenger RNA from Akanthomyces muscarius, 1059 nucleotides. RefSeq lists its product as uncharacterized. Lineage: Eukaryota; Fungi; Ascomycota; Sordariomycetes; Hypocreales; Cordycipitaceae. The record is from RefSeq and is a predicted model, not a curated record. The transcript has a single exon. Bases 1 to 1059 code for a protein of 352 amino acids.
AUGAAAUCCGAACGAUUUCACAUCAUCCUGUCAACGACAUCUGAGUUCUCUAGAUCUGACUACGGGAUCAAACACUCCGCUCAUACAUUUCAAAAUUCGCAUCAUCACUACGCAUCGCGCAUGAUGACGGCCGCGGCUACUCCUCCCGGCGGCCUCUCGGCCGAGCAGCUCGCCAAGUUCAACGCCGACGGGUACCUCGUCAUCCCCGGCGCCCUCGCGCCCUCGACCGUCUCGUCGCUCCUCGACGAGACGCACAAGCUCCUCCGCGAGUUCCCCAUCGAGGACCACCCCCUCACGCGCUUCACAACCGGCGGCGCCUCGGACGCCGAGCACGUCGGCGACGACUACUUUCUCGAGAGCGGCGACAAGAUCCGCUUCUUCUUCGAGGAGGACGCCUUUGACGCCUCCGGCGCGCUCGCCAAGCCCAAGGAAAAGGCCAUCAACAAGAUCGGGCACUGCCUGCACGGGCUGAGCGGCCCCUUUGCGGCGCUGCUCGAGGACGGCGCGCCGGCGGGCGUGGCCCGCAGCCUGGGCUUCCGGGACCCGCGCUGCCUGCAGAGCAUGGUCAUCUGCAAGCAGCCCGAGAUUGGCGGCGCCGUGCCGCCGCACCAGGACUCGACGUUUCUGUACACGGACCGCCCGUCGGCUGUCGGCUUCUGGUACGCGCUCGAGGACGCGACGCUCGCCAACGGCUGCCUGAGCUUCCUGCCGGGCUCGCACCGCUGGGCGCCGGUCGAGCAGCGCCUGGUGCGCAGGCCCGGCGGCAAGGGCACCGAAAUGGUGGAUAAUGACGGGCCGCGCUUCCCGAGCGAGGACGGGUACAGCGCCGCGGGGGCGCCGGCGGGCGGGCCGAGCGAGGACAUGUAUGUGCCGGGCGAGGUGAAGGCCGGUGAUCUGGUGCUGAUUCACGGGAAUCUGCUGCACAAGAGCGAGAGGAACACGAGCGAAAAGGGACGCAUCAUAUACACGUUUCAUGUGAUUGAGGGCAAGGACAGAGUAUACGAUGAGAGGAAUUGGCUGCAGCCGCCCAAGGAAGGCUUCACGAAGCUAUAUAAAUGA